AUGGAAAUGGGGAUUAUCUUUCUCCUACAGACUGGAGCAGGCAUCCUGGGAAACUCUUCUCUCCUUUGUCAUUAUAACUUCAAUUUGCUCACUGGACAAAAAAUAAGACCCACAGAUCUGAUUCUUGGCCAUUUGGUCUUAGUCAACAACUUGGCUCUUUUCUCUAGAGGGAUCCCUCAGACAAUGGCAGCCCUUGGAUGGAAGUAUUUCCUGGAUGAUUCUGGAUGUAAAGUUGUUUUAUAUUUGCACAGAGUAACCAGAGGAGUUUCUCUUAACAUCACCUGUUUUUUGAAUGGCUUCCAGGCCACAAAGCUUUGCUCUGGAAACUCUUGGUUGAAGUUCAGAAAUAGAUUCACAAAAUACUUCUGUCUUUAUGGUUUCUUUUUCUGGAUCCUGCAACUCUUAGUAAAUGUCUAUAUUCCUAUAAGAGUUACUGGACCAAGACAUAGCCAAAAUAUAAGUUGGGCCAGUGGCUCCAUGGUCCUUGUCCUGCACAGACACAAGCAGCAAGACCAACACAUUCACAGCCACAGACUCUCCUUCAGACAUGAGUCCAGAGCCACGUGUACCAUCCUGAUCCUGGUGAGCAUGUUUGGACUCUUUUGCUGUCUCUCUUCUGUGUUGACAGUUUGUGUUGCUCUAAAAGCAAAUCCAAGCCAGUGGCUAGGGGACAAUUGUGUGUUCCUGGCUGCAUGUUUCCCAGCACUCAGCCCCUUUGUCCUCAUCAGCAGUGAUACCCGUGUCUCUCAGAUCUUUGUUUUCUGCA
Messenger RNA from Castor canadensis (American beaver), 766 nucleotides. Lineage: Eukaryota; Metazoa; Chordata; Mammalia; Rodentia; Castoridae. The record is from RefSeq and is a predicted model, not a curated record.